AUGGCCCAUCUGGCUGAGGCAGACAAGGGCGCUAUAAUAGCACUUCAUGCAGAGGGAUUUUCAAAUGGCUAUAUAGCAAGAACUAUGGGUCUUCACAAGUCGACGGUAGCCAGGUGGGUCAGACGAAAGGAAGAGAGUGGUAACCUGAGUGGAAGGCCUCAUGGUCGUCGCCGCAAAAUUACAGCAGCUCAGGAUCAGCAGAUACGCCGUUUCAGUGAGAACCACCCAUUUGUCAACGCACGACAAAGUCAGCAAACUUUGGGUCUCAAUGUUAGCAGUAAGACCGUCACUCGUCGUGUAAGGGAAGGUGGACUGAGAGCAAAAAGCGCUGCUGUGAAAGAGGCAUUGACUGUUUCCCAAAGAGAAGCUUGCCUUGCUUUUGCUACUGAAAAUGGCGACAAACCUCUCCAGUUUUGGAGGCGAAUGAUUUUCACGCACGAAAAAGUUUUCUCUACGGCAUCAACCGGAAAAGUACUUGUUUACCGGCCUAAAGGUGCUAGGUAUAAUCGAAAAUAUAUUUACAGUUGCCGAAGGAGUGGCAGGUAG
Schistocerca americana (American grasshopper) is the source of this 546-nucleotide messenger RNA. RefSeq lists its product as uncharacterized. Lineage: Eukaryota; Metazoa; Arthropoda; Insecta; Orthoptera; Acrididae. Gene Ontology annotation, molecular function: DNA binding. The transcript has a single exon. The coding region runs from base 1 to 546 and encodes 181 amino acids. Gene Ontology annotation, biological process: DNA transposition; DNA integration. The record is from RefSeq and is a predicted model, not a curated record.